AUGACCCCAGAGUUGGCUUUUAGGGCCUUUAUAGAGGACAAGUUCUGCUUCGCCCUUCCCCUUGAUCUCGUAGACAACAGAAUCGAAGCUCAUGCCCCUAUACGUCAAUAUCAUGAGUCUUUUCAACUAGAGCUGAAUGAGCUUGAAAGCAACCUCGAUACAUCGAAGCCAGCCUAUAUCGUUCUCCGCCGUGGCGACUCGCUCACAUUCAUCACAUAUGUGCCAUACCGUGCCAAGGAAGAACUUCGAAACCUUUUUCUCGAACGCAGACACAGUGUCGUACAACAACUCGGCGCAAGGUAUAUAUCAUACUCAAUUAUAUGCAAGGAAAUUGCGGAGAUCACAGAUGCUCGAUCCUGGGUAGAACGAGACGCAGAGGCUCUCUCAUUGAGUACUAAAAGGAUCCAAUGCGAUAAAAAGGAGUCAUGUGGUUGCUCUGAGCAUAGUAAGAGUGAUCUGGAAGACGUGGAAUACAGGAAGAACAAAUGUCGGCUUUGUGAUCGUCGCAUGAAGAACAAGAUCUCUUCUGAAGCUCUGGAGGCACUGAGGGAGCUACAGACUCCAUGUACAGCCGUGCAGAUGGUAUGGUACCCCUUUUCAAUACGCACAUUCAUUAUGAGCGCUAACCUAUUCCAGUUCGUUGACGUCGCCACCGAAACUCUCGAACUGAGCUACAUCAGGAACGGCAUCAUCCCCGAACAUGUCGCAGCGACACUCCCGAAUGAUAGGCCCAGCUUUACCUUCUAUCGCCAUCCAGAUACCCAGCUACUCUACUUCAUAUUCCAUUCCCCCGACGAUGCCACAGUCCAGGAGCGUAUGAAGCACAUAAUGGCUAUACCAGGCCUCAUCAACGUUCACUCUCAUGAUCGAAAUGUUCAUGUAGAUCAGAAGAUCGAAAUACACGAUCCAGAUGACUUGGUUUUUGGAGCCAAAGAUGAGCGUAUUGGCAGAUUUAGGAGUGUAUAUUUAAGGAACAAGUUCGAGGGAACGGAGAGCACGUACGACAAUCUGGAAGCAGACAAGACCUUUUAUGACAAGGUCAGAUAG
Alternaria postmessia is the source of this 1047-nucleotide messenger RNA. RefSeq lists its product as uncharacterized. Gene Ontology annotation, biological process: actin filament depolymerization; barbed-end actin filament capping. Gene Ontology annotation, molecular function: actin monomer binding; actin filament binding. Lineage: Eukaryota; Fungi; Ascomycota; Dothideomycetes; Pleosporales; Pleosporaceae. Gene Ontology annotation, cellular component: actin filament; cytoplasm. The record is from RefSeq and is a predicted model, not a curated record. The transcript has a single exon. Bases 1 to 1047 code for a protein of 348 amino acids.